This is a messenger RNA of Ziziphus jujuba (common jujube), 3370 nucleotides long. RefSeq names its product receptor-like protein EIX1. Lineage: Eukaryota; Viridiplantae; Streptophyta; Magnoliopsida; Rosales; Rhamnaceae. The transcript is spliced from 2 exons. The record is from RefSeq and is a predicted model, not a curated record. Bases 977 to 2641 code for a protein of 554 amino acids. Gene Ontology annotation, molecular function: protein binding.
UCAGGGGCCAUACUUCCCAUUUUCACUUUUGAUAUUUUAUAUAUAUUAUAUAAAUUUUUUGAGUUUUUAGCUUUGUUGGCCUCAUUAUAAAAUUAAUUUUGAUUUUUUUAGUCUUCAAAUCAAGCUAGGAUUUUUUUUUUUUUUUGGGGGGAUUUUUUUUAUGUGGAUCUUAAUUAAUUUUUCUUUGCUUUUAUUUUCAACAACUAUUCCUCUUGAUCUUCCUCUUCACCAAAAACGCAGUUUCCUUGCAAAAAGUUUGUAGCUCUGAUGGAAACAAUUACAGGGCUUCCAUUUAUGUUUCUGAUUCUCUGCCUUGUGACAAGAGAAUUUCUUCUCAACAGUGACGCUCAAUUAACGAACUGCAUGGAUUCAGACCGAGAAGCUCUUGUUGACUUCAAGAAUGGUCUCCAUGAUCCUGAGAACCGGCUUUCUUCAUGGAAGGGAAGCAAGUGUUGUCAAUGGUGGGGAAUAAGCUGUGAGACCACUUCUGGAGCAGUUAUUGCAGUUGAUCUCCAUAACCCAUAUCCAAAUAAUUAUGAUGAAUCUACAGGUACGUCUGGAUUCUGGAACCUUAGUGGGGAAAUUAGACCUUCAGUGAUGAAACUCAAGUAGUUUCAACACAUUUGAUGGCAACACAAUUCCUCAAUUUUUUGGAUCUUUGAAAAAUUUGCAGUAUCUGAACCUCUCUAAUAGUGGGUUUAGGGGUCCCAUCCCAGAUUCUUUUGGAAUAUUACAGCAAAAUCUUACCCAUCUGAAACUAAAUGACAAUGCACUAAACGGGACUCUCCCAGAAAGUUUGGGACAACUUUCCGAGUUGUCUACAUUUUAUGUUUCUUCCAAUAAAUUGACAGGUGUAGUUACUGAAGCACAUUUUUUAAAGCUAAAAAAGCUAAGUUAUUUAGAUCUGUCUUCAAACUCUUUCAAAUUGAAUGUCAAUUCCAAUUGGGUUCCCCCAUUUCAAAUCUCUUCUCUUUCAAUGAGAGCCUGCCAUUUGGGUCCUUCAUUUCCUGCUUGGCUCAAGUCACAAAAGCAAGUAAUGUCUUUGGAUUUCUCAAAUGCUAGCCUUUCUGGCUCCAUACCUAACUGGUUUUGGGAAUUUUCUUAUCCCUUAUUACGGUUGAAUCUUUCUUUCAAUCAACUAGCAGGUCAACUACCAAGUCGACUAGAGUUUAGUGCACUUGGCUUUCCAAGUCAAGUCAUUCAUUUAACGGGUGCAGUAGUUGAUUUCAGCUCAAAUAACUUCAGUGGGUCUAUUCCUAAACCACGUGGCAUUAACAUACUCGAUCUAUCCAAAAAUAAACUUUCUGGUAAUAUUCCAAAUAAUAUAAGCCAGUCCUUGGUUUUCCUUUCUAUUGCUUACAACCAGAUAAAUGGAGAAAUCCCCGCUUCAAUAUGUAACAUUGGUCCUUAUCUUAAAGCCAUUGAUCUUUCCAAUAACAACUUAACUGGAAGUAUUCCAUCAAGUAUUGGAAAUUGUUCUGAUCUCUCUGUACUAGACAUUAGUAAUAACAACUUGUCUGGAGCCAUUCCUACCUUCUUGGGUCAAUUAGGUGGGCUUCAAACAUUGCACCUGCAUGGCAACAAGCUCUACGGACGGCUCCCAUCAUCUUUCCAAAACUUAUCUAGUUUGGAAACACUAAAUCUUGGAAACAACAGAUUAAGUGGUGUAAUUCCACCAUGGAUUGGGAAAGGAUUUGAAAGGCUAAGAAUUCUUAGCUUGAGGUCUAAUUCAUUUUCAGGAGAACUUCCAGCUCUGCUAUCAAACUUAAGCUCACUACAGAUCCUGGACCUAGCAGAAAAUCAGUUGGUAGGCAGUAUUCCGCCUAGCUUUGGACAUUUCAAAGGUAUGCACAUGUCACAAGCCCAAAUGAUUAACCAUUAUCUAUUGUAUAGGCCUUCCCGUAGUGGCAUUUACAUACUCGGAGGGGGAAACUACGAGAUUGUUGGCAGCUACUAUGAAAGCUUUGUUGUAAAUAUGAAAGGCCAGCCUCUAAGAUAUACGAAGACCCUUUCUCUUGUAACGGCACUAGACCUCUCAGGAAAUAAUUUGAGCGGAGAUCUUCCUAUAGAGAUAACAAAUUUGUUGGGGUUGCUUGUUCUCGACUUGUCAAGCAACCAAAUUACUGGUCAUAUUCCCGAAAGCAUUUCAAAGUUGAAGGAGUUGCUUUCUCUUGAUCUCUCCAGUAAUAGGUUCUCCGGUGCGAUUCCUCAAAGCUUGGGGUCACUCUCAUCCCUGGGGUAUCUGAAUCUGUCAAACAAUGAAUUGUCUGGUCCUAUUCCUGAUAAAGAUCAGAUGCUCACCUUCAAUGCAUCCUCUUUUGCUGGAAAUGUUGGCCUUUGUGGUCGUCAACUUGCUGUAAAAUGUCCAGGUAGUGAUAAAAAUGGGAAACCAGAUAAGGGACGGACAACUCCCAAGGAUGCUGGUAAUGGUGACAGCUUCAUUAAUAAGUGGUUUUACUUGAGCAUUGGAUUGGGAUUUGCAGCUGGAAUUCUUGUUCCGUAUUUGAUAAUGACGAUGAGAAAAUCUUGGAGCAUAGCCUACUUUGAUGUUGUUGAUAAAGUUGUAGAUAGAAUACUAUAUUUGUGGUUGAAAUAUAGAACCACAAAGCAGAGGACAGGAAGGCAUCAGCAAAGAAGAUAAAGAAAAAUGCUUUUUCUGUUUGUGAUUACUUCCUGUUGGGGAAGGUGAGAAGCUUCACCAUAUAUUCAAGGAGAAAGCAAAGAGGUUUUCAAUGUCAGCUUAAUUUCUUUGGAAGUGAAUUUCAGGGACACCGUUGAAAGCAUGAAGAAGGGUUUCCUCAUAGAUUAUCUAAUUACAAAUAGUACAUUUCUUUUUUCUGUUUCACUAUCCCAACCUUCUGUAAUUUGUGAUGGUUUUAAAAGCUGUGUUCAGAUCAAUAUUAUAGUAAAUGUCAAUUUUCUACUAGUUUUCAGCUUUAUGAAAUAUGUGAAAUUUCUGGUUAAGUGCUGUGAGGCAUAUUAGCUUGCAUAUUAACAUGCAUAUUCUUGGCUUCCUCACUGUGUCAAUUUCACACAUUUGAGGUUGUUGCACCAAGUUUACAGGGAGGGGGGAGCAUAACUUCCUUGCUUUCUUGACAUUCUUGCUUUAAACGUGCCACCCCCACCCCCCUUCCUCCCAAAAAAAGGGAAAAUAAAAGGAAAAAGGAAAAAUCAAUUACCAAAACAAAAAACAAAAACAGAACAUGCCUCUGUUUCUCCUUGUAACUGCAAAAUAGCUUUCGGGUUCUAAAAACAACAUUAAUUAGUUAUGCACAUAAACGAAAAUGUAAUUAGAAACUAUACUAAGCAAAACCGUUUGUCAAGUCAAGUAAUAAGCAGAGCCUUUUGUCAUGUCUGGUUUUCCAUUAUU